AUGAACAGAGACACAGCUAAUUUCCACGCAACACCAACGAUCCACUCGCAGAACCCUAGCCAAUCACUCAGCUCAUCGACCGGAAGGACUCCUCUGUCUACCAGCCUACAGCACCUGGACAAAGCACUGAUACCCCCAUCGAACCAUGCUGCCAAUACCUCUGCGGAUACUCUUCCGCCUGCGUCGCAGUUUGUACUGCCAGGAUGGACCCAGUUAGGGGCCGACACAACAGCGGAUGCGGAGGGCGGUAAAAGUAAUGCCAAUGGCAAUGUUGGUGUUGGAGGUAACGGUAGCGGAGAAGGCGAAGGGUCGCAUACUUCUUCAUUACCGGGCAUUCGGAGAGGCGAAAUUACAGAGCUAUCUGGACCAAGGGGGUCUGGGAAGACUUCACUGGCUAUGACUACUGCUGUGAAUGCAUUGAAACGUGGAGAGUCAGUUGUGUGGAUAGAUACCGCCGGCCCAAUAUGCAUGUCUAGAUUUGAAAAGAUGCUCUUAAAGGACAGCACACCUUCCGAGGUGCAAGACCUACUACAGAACCUACUACAUCUCCAACCUACCACACUAGCUCAUCUGCUAGCCCUGACAUCCUAUCCCAUGUCAGAUUUCCCGCCGCCAAACACGGGUCUAAUAGUCCUGGAUUCAAUUUCGUGUCUCUUUGGCUCGGAAUUCCGAAGCAAGCUACCUUCCAGAUUAAACAAAGCUAGAGACUUAAACAGCGCAGCAGCGUCAAGGGAUAAAGACUCGCAGGAGUCGAAGCUAUGGUGGAAGUUGAUAGGUACUCUGUCAUCGAACCUUAACGCUCUUGCAUCUCGUCUGGACUGUGCUGUGAUCGUGGUCAACGAGAUGGUUACUCGCUUCCGGUCUGGCCAGAAACCGAUGUUGCAUGUUGCUAUAUCGGGGUAUACAUGGGAUACCAGCGUGGCUACGCGAAUUAUACUUUAUUGGCACUGGUUGGAUAUCGGAGUUAGAGAGAAGCUUGGUAUGCGGUGUAUUAGAAUGGCGGAGGUGUUUAGGGCUGGGAAGAUGGCUGUUUUGCCCAGGGCCGUGGAAAGGAUUGUUCCGUUCCUUGUCGAGGAUGAGGGUCUUGCUGAGUUUAUGCAUCUAUCAAUUAGUCUGGGUGGUAUGGCUAAUGGAAGAGGGACCGUGAUGCCUGUUUGUGUGAAGAGGAAGCUUGACCAGGAACAGGAGCAUCUUCCCACUCAGCUCCCUCGUCGGCCGAAGAUAGAGCAUGAUAGUGAAGAAGGUGGUGAUGAAGAGGAGGAGAGAUUGGAAGAGAAGUCAGAUGGGAAACCGGCUGAAGCUGUACUGGCGAGUGCAGGACUACCGGCUGAGAUAAUGGACAGCCAGGACGAGGAAGAAGAUGAGGACUGGUUGGAGGCUGCUGAGGUAGCCAACUUGCAGCCUUCGACGGGGCCAAGCACGGAGCAAGACGAAGACGAUACCGAGCUGCUGCUGAGGAGCAUGGUUGAAGGGGACGUCUAG
Messenger RNA from Nannizzia gypsea CBS 118893, 1482 nucleotides. RefSeq lists its product as hypothetical. Gene Ontology annotation, biological process: meiotic DNA recombinase assembly; DNA repair; reciprocal meiotic recombination. NCBI's taxonomy places the organism in Eukaryota, Fungi, Ascomycota, Eurotiomycetes, Onygenales, Arthrodermataceae. The coding region runs from base 1 to 1482 and encodes 493 amino acids. The transcript is spliced from 5 exons. The record is from RefSeq and is a predicted model, not a curated record. Gene Ontology annotation, cellular component: replication fork; Rad51B-Rad51C-Rad51D-XRCC2 complex; Rad51C-XRCC3 complex. Gene Ontology annotation, molecular function: four-way junction DNA binding; ATP-dependent DNA damage sensor activity; ATP binding.